ACUUCUGUGUUACAUCUAUUGUCAUCCUAAGCUGUUUUGAUGCUUUUGACCUCUGAUUUACUACUUGUAUCGACGCUUUAGUGUUCCUCUGUGCUGAACGUCCAGAAUGCCAGGCGAAGCCACAGAAACGGUCCCUGUUACAGAGCAGGAGAUGCAGCAGCCCCAGGCGGAGACGGCCACACCUGCUGCUGCGGCUCCUCCUCCCUCUCAGGCAAAGCCUAAAGAAGGCAAAACUAACCCCAAGCUGUCCUCUUCUCCUCACACCACCGCUCCUAAGCCAGUUCCUGCUGAACGCAGGAAACACUCCUCUCUGUCUGCCUCCUCAAGCUCCCCAACCUCUCCCAAAUCUGCCUCUGGCCCUCGUGCUACCCCCCCAUGCUCCCCUUUGGCCUCUUCUCCAGCUGUCUCUUCUGUAGCUGGGAAAGCUGAGCAGACUGCUCCCAAGGUGAUAAAGGCUGGCAAACAAGGGAAGAAACAGAAAGCAAAGAAUUUUAAACCUGCUGAACCUGAGCAAGCACCUCCCUCUGCCUCUAAGCCUGCUCAGGAGCCUGCACCAGUUGCAGCUCUGCCGUCUCUUGCUAUACCAUUACAAGAGGAAGCUAAACCAGCAGGAGUUGGAAAUGCUUCCCCUGUCUCUCCCAACGUUGCUGUGGCUCCUGUUGCCUUUAAAGUAACUUCUAAAUCUGCUGCCCCAGCACCAAAGUCAUUUUCAGAAGCUGUGGCCACCAGUCCGUUCAAAGUGUCUGAAGCCCCCAAGGUUACCUCUGAAGCUCCAAAAGUAGCAACCCCUGUUGUUUCAGAAGCCAAGACUCUCUCGCCUUCAAAAGCAGCUGCCAAGCCUGGCUCUGCCCAAGUGCCAAAUGUGAACCCAGCCACUGCUGCUCCCCCAAAAUCUGCUCCUGCAGCGUUUGAGAAUGAUGAUCUCCCACCUCUCUUACCACCUGAGAAUCCUUUUACAAUGCCUACUUUCCCCCCCAUGCCACCUAGUGCAAUGCCUGUAGUUACCCUAACAGCUCCCAAAGCAGAAGCUGUCUCUACCAGUAAAGUUGAAUCUGGCCCUGCCCCUAAAGCUAAGGCUGCUCCUAAAACUAAGCCAGCUCCUAAGGUUGAACAGAAAGCAGCACCUGCCCCAAAAAUUGAGGCUGCAUCUAAAGUUGACCCUAUUCUCACCCCUAAAGAUGAGCCUAAUCCUACCCCUAAAGUUGCAGUUGCUUCUGCCCCUAAGACUGAGGCUGUUCCUAAACCUAAAGCUCAGGCUGCCCCUAUUGUUGAGGCUGCUCCUGCACCUAAAGAUAAGUCUUCCCCUAGCCCUAAAGCUGAGCCUAUUUCUGCCCCUAUGGUUGAGGCUGCCCCUAAAGCUGAGUCUGUUCCUGCCCCUAAGGUUGAGGCGGCUCCUACCGCUGUAUUUAAGCCUGCUGCUGCUCCUAAAGCUGAGGCUGCCCCUAAGGAAGAGGCUACUCCUGCACCUAAAGUUAAGUCUGCCCCCAGCCCUAAAACCAAGCCUGUUCCUGUCACUAAGGUUGAGGCUGCCCCUAAAGCUGAGUCUGUUCCUGCCCCUAAGGUUGAGGCGGCUCCUACCGCUGUAUUUAAGCCUGCUGCUGCUCCUAAAGCUGAGGCUGCCCCUAAGGAAGAGGCUACUCCUGCACCUAAAGUUAAGUCUGCCCCCAGCCCUAAAACCAAGCCUGUUCCUGUCACUAAGGUUGAGGCUGCCCCUAAAGCUGACUCUGUCCCUACCUCUAAGGUUGAGGCGGCUCCUACCGCUGUAUUUAAACCUGCUGCUGCUCCUAAAGCUGAGGCUGCCCCUGCUGCUAAAGUUAAGCCUAUUGCUGCUCCUAAAGCUGAGGCUGCCCCUGCCGCUAAAGUUAAGCCUGUUGAUGCUCCUAAAGCUGAGGUGGCGGUGGCUGCUAAAGUUAAGGCUGCUCCUGCCCCUAAAGUCGAGCCUGAGCCUGCCCCUAAAUUUAACCCUGCUCCUGCUCCUAAAGCUGAGUUUGCCUGUGCUCCUAAAGCUGAGUUUGCCUGUGCUCCUAAAGCUGAGUUUGCCCCUGAUCGUAAAGUUAAGCCUACCACUGCUCCCAAAGUUGAGGCUGCUGCUCCCAAAGUUGAGUUUGCCUGUGCUCCUAAAGCUGAGUUUGCCUGUGCUCCUAAAGCUGAGUUUGCCGCUGCUGCUCCCAAAGUUGAGGCUGCUGCUCCCAAAGUUGAGGCUGCUGCUCCCAAAGAUGAGGCUGCGGCUCAUAAAGUUAAGUCGGCUCCUGCCCCUAAAGUUAAGCCUACCCCUGCUCCCAAAGUUGAGGCUGCUGCCCCUAAAGUCGAGGCUGCCCCUAGCCGUAAAGCUGAACCUGUCCUUGUCCCUAAAGUUGAGCCAGUCCCUGUUCCCAAGCCAGUUAAAGCCCCAUCAAUACUGGAACCAGUCAUCAAGAACAACAAGGGGUCUGGCACUGAAUCUGACAGUGACGAAUCGGUUCCUGAACUGGAGGAGCAGGACUCUGCACAGACACAAACACAGCAGGCACAGCUUGCAGCUGCAGCUGAAAUCGAUGAGGAACCUGUCAGCAAAGCAAAACAAAGCAGGAGUGAGAAGAAAGCCAGGAAGGCCAUGUCCAAAUUGGGGUUGAGACAAGUUGCUGGUGUUACUAGAGUAACCAUUCGCAAGUCUAAGAACAUUCUCUUUGUCAUUACCAAACCAGAUGUCUACAAAAGUCCAGCUUCAGAUACUUACAUUGUCUUCGGUGAGGCCAAGAUUGAAGAUCUGUCACAGCAAGCUCAGUUAGCAGCUGCAGAGAAGUUCAAGGUUCAAGGAGAAGCCGUUUCAAACAUCCAGGAAAACACACAGACGCCCACAGUACAGGAGGAGAGCGAAGAGGAAGAGGUUGAUGAGAUUGGAGUGGAGGUCAAGGACAUCGAGCUGGUCAUGUCACAGGCCAAUGUAUCCAGGGCAAAGGCUGUGCGCGCACUGAAGAAUAACAAUAACGACAUUGUCAAUGCUAUUAUGGAAUUGACGAUGUAGUUGGAAAUCAGGGACUGGGUCACAUUAAGAUGUUGCUGAUUUGAUCUACACUAUUGUUUGUACAAUUUAUACCCAAGAGAAAUAAAGGCGUGGCUUGAUGAAAUGAUA
Molecule: messenger RNA, 3112 nt
Organism: Sinocyclocheilus grahami
Lineage: Eukaryota; Metazoa; Chordata; Actinopteri; Cypriniformes; Cyprinidae
Gene: naca
Product: nascent polypeptide associated complex subunit alpha
Exons: 10
Coding region: 107-3004 (965 amino acids)
Cellular component (GO): nascent polypeptide-associated complex
Source: RefSeq, a predicted model, not a curated record